Molecule: messenger RNA, 3966 nt
Organism: Cyprinodon tularosa
Lineage: Eukaryota; Metazoa; Chordata; Actinopteri; Cyprinodontiformes; Cyprinodontidae
Product: sal-like protein 3
Exons: 4
Coding region: 151-3678 (1175 amino acids)
Biological process (GO): regulation of transcription by RNA polymerase II
Cellular component (GO): nucleus
Molecular function (GO): DNA-binding transcription factor activity, RNA polymerase II-specific; RNA polymerase II cis-regulatory region sequence-specific DNA binding
Source: RefSeq, a predicted model, not a curated record
GCAAAUCAUGAUCCCCCCUCCAUCAUAAUUACACUGACAUGCGCAAUCUGCGCAUCAGCAGCGGCGCGCGCGCGCAGCGUAUUUCACCGACCCCGCUGCCCAUGAAGGCUCCCAGUCUCUGCUCGUAGAUGAUCCGGCGGGAGGCUCAGCAUGUCCCGCCGAAAGCAAACCAAGCCUCAGCAGCUCCGCUCCGAGGAGGAGGAGGCGGAGGAGGACGGAGAGCAGAGCCGGUGCGCAGCGCGCUGCAGGACGGAAGUUGCUGGUGCAGCUGUGGAGACCGAUGCAGGACCCUGCAGUCGAGAGGAAACGCUAAUUUGUGCCAAAUGUUGCGCUCAGUUCUUCAGUUGGACUGAGCUGAGCAAACAUCAGAGAGUCUGCACCGAGGACCCCAUGGUGCUCAUCGUGACAGACAAUCCGCCCGAGGAGUCUACAGGAGAGCCCUCUCCGCUUCCCAGCGUAGCAUCCAGCGACUCCUCCACAGACGCUGUCUUCGAGCUGACCAACGACAGUCUGGAUCAUUUGGAAGAAAGCAGGGAUUGGGAUGAAGGUAUGGAGAUGGACGCUUCCUCACAGACCACCUCCAGCCCCCCUCCUCCAGACCCCACUGCGUCCACAUCCCCUCAGGCCUCUGCGGCCGGCAGCUACGGAAUGCCAAGCACCAACGUUACACUGGAGAUCCUCCACAGCACCAGGGUGGCUGUGGCCCAGUUCUCCCAGGGGAUCCAGAGCAACGGUCUGGGUGGAAAGGCAGCCUCGGCGGCUAUCCCAGUGAUUCUGGAACACCUGCUGGCUCUGCAGCAGCAACAGGUCCACCAGCUGCAGCUCAUUGAGCAGAUCUGCAGCCAGGUGGCCGUCAUGAAUCGGCAGCCAACACAAGCAGCGUUAAACCCGGUGUCCCGCUCAGUGGCUCUGGCCUCCAACCCAGGAAUCCCGCAGCCUCCCGUCCUGCCUCUGUUGGGAACCAUGCCUUCCUCCGUUAACGGACAGGCCGCCGCAUCUUUACCCUCAGUGCUGGAAAAGCCACAAAGUCUCCCCUCGCAGUCUUUCUGUGGAACGUCCGCGUUCACCUCUGUGUCAUCAGAAUCCUCCACCUCACCCCCCAACAUCUCCAAGCUGCUGCCUCCUUUCAGCGGCUCAAACAGCGCCUCCCAUCCUCUGACCCCCUCCCCCUCGCUGCCGUCACCACAGCCGAGUCUCCUCAGCUCAUCCUCCAGCCUGCCGUUUCUACCUCAGAGCCCGCCAAGCGGCGUCAUUUUCCCCAACCCGCUGGCCAGCAUAGCCGCCACGGCCAGCGCCAUCGACCCCCUGGUGGCCCUGAUGAAGCAGCGGAAAGGGAAACUUCCCGGCGUUUCUCUGUUUGAAACAAAGCCCAGCCCAGAAGAACCCUUCUUCAAGCAUAAAUGUCGGUUCUGUGCCAAAGUGUUUGGCAGCGACAGCGCUUUGCAGAUCCACCUGCGCUCCCAUACGGGGGAGCGGCCCUUCAAAUGCAACAUCUGCGGCAACCGCUUCUCCACCAAGGGAAACCUGAAAGUGCACUUCCAGAGACAUAAAGACAAGUAUCCUCAUGUCCAGAUGAACCCCUUCCCUGUGCCAGAGUAUCUGGACAAUGUGCCAACAAGCUCUGGGAUUCCCUACGGCAUGUCUGUUCCCCCAGAAAAACCCAUUUCUUCAUGGUUGGACAGCAAACCUCUUGUAGCAACCAUCCCUGCGACUUUAGAGCUCCCACUUUCCUCCAGUGUUCCCAGGAACGGAGGAUCUGGUGACCCGGUUAGUGUGGCGGCAUCGGUGAAGUCUCCCUACCACGCAGCUCCGGGUGAAAGUGUUUCUGAUCCACCGACCCACAAAGGCAGUGAGGCCAGUUUCUCUCCUGCCUCAGAGACUGAAGCCUCCAAAAUGCUGCAAACAGAUGAGGCCCAGCUGCCCCACAGCUGCACCCGGUCACAGAGGGGUAAUGCUGUCGACGAGACACCCAGCUGGGCCACCGAACCCCAAACCCCCACAUCCCCAGCCUCCCGCUCUCCACCCGUCUCCCACCUCACAGAUUCUCUGCAAACAUCUGAAACCUCCAAGCUACAGCAGCUGGUGGAGAACAUCGACAAGAAGAUCACAGACCCCAACCAGUGCGUCUUGUGCCGCCGCGUCCUCAGCUGUCAGAGUGCGCUCAGGAUGCACUACCGCGUCCACACCGGUGAGCGGCCUUUCAAGUGCAGGCUGUGCGGCCGUGCUUUCACCACCAAGGGGAACCUGAAGACGCACGUGGCGGUCCACAGAGAAAACCCUCCGCUUCAGCUGCAGCACUCGUGCCCCAUCUGUGAGGAGAAGUUCACCAACGCCAUGGCUCUGCAGCAGCAUGUCCGUCUGCACAUGGGGGGGCGGGUUUCCGAGGCGGACAACUGCGAGACUCUCAGCAGCAACAAGCACAUGGACGACAUCUCCAUGGAGGAUGAAGACGAGGACGAAGAGGAAGGAAAUGUAGAGGAUGAUGUUGAUCCAUCUAAACCUUUCAUCUCUGAAUGCAGAGCACCUCCAAACUGUGAAUCGUCAAGUGUAGCACCUCAGCAGAAUCAAAUAAGGAUGACAGAUGCCUCAGUCGGUCGGAACCCCAGCUUUGCUGUGAAACCCCUCAAAGCCGGAAACCUCCGGAGCGAUGAUGCCGUCUUAUACGAGGAAACUUUGGAGAAUGGCUGCAGAAACAGCCCUCAGGUGUCUGAAUCCUCCUGUUCUCCAUUUGCACCAACAUCUCCUCCUCAAAGCGUCUCUGAAGGCCUGGCUGUCAAACCCCCGACAGCUGCCAGCAAUGCGACAGAAACGCUAGAGCUUCUAUCCGCUGCUGUGAAGACGGAGCGGUCGCUGUCUCCAACAUCAGCACCAGCGUCCGCACAAGAUCCAAGCAAAGCCUUCGUGAAGGAGGAGAGUCCUUACAGAGUUUCGUUCCAGCUGAGCGGAGACAGAGCUGCUGAUGGGAGCGUCUCCAGCCCCAUUAUGUCUUCAUCCAGCUCUGUCAAAGCUGAGGGGACUGCGCAGGGUCAGCUGAACGGCGUGAUGGAAGCGCAGCAGCCACCUGCGUUUAGCGUGCACGUCCCUGCAGCGUACCCGACCGCCGGCAGCCCCGGUGUGACCUCUCUGCUCGGCCCGGCGCCUCCCAGACGAACGCAGAAACAGCACAACUGCAACGUCUGUGGGAAGAACUUCUCUUCAGCCAGCGCUCUGCAGAUCCAUGAGCGGACGCACACCGGAGAGAAACCAUUCGUCUGCUCCAUCUGCGGGAGAGCGUUCACCACCAAGGGCAACCUGAAGGUUCAUAUGGGAACCCACAUGUGGACCAACGCCCCGGCCAGGAGGGGGCGCCGGCUCUCCGUGGAGAACCCCAUGGCCCUGCUGGGAGGAGAGGCCCUGAAGUUUGGGGACGUGUUCCAGAAGGACCCGGCGACCCGAACUGUGAACGUAGAGCCUGGAUUCUGGAACCGUUACGCCACGGCGAUCACCAACAGCCUGGCCAUGAAGACCAACGAGAUCUCUGUGAUCCAGAACAGAAGCAUCACUCAGCUUCACCCUCUUACCGUCAUGAGCGCCGCCAGCGGCCAGAUACCCGGCCUAAACAAGACCCGAAUGGACCUGGGAAGCAACCGGCAUUUUACCAUGCUGAUUGACGAAGGAAAAGAAAUCGGAAUAAACUAAAGAAAAACCGGGAAAAAUCUUAUGCAAAUGAUUAUAAACAUUAAAGUAUUUGUAAAGCAUCUUUAAAUCAUGGUUUCAGAGAGCAGCAGGACAGGCUGCAGUCAUGGGGGAAAGUUUUCUACGCAGUAAAAAAGUUCAGGUUGUUCCUGACGAUCCCUUCAGAGCUGCACACUGCUGCUGCAGCUGGCUGCACACAAUCAAUCCAAACUCUAAACGAAACACCUGUUGUCCAUGUUCUAAAGAAACUGUCAUUUUCAGAAUCACAGCUGAAUAAAAACAUUAAAACUU